UUCGCCAUCGAUUAUAUAUUUUUUAAAUUUAUGAAUCUGUGUUCUGUGUAAAAAUAUUAGAAAAAUAUUGAGACCUAAUAUUAACAUCUACUAUUAUUGUUUUUCCUGUGGUUAUACUAAAACUCCAAAGUAGUUUUUUUUUAAUUUAAAAUAAAAUAAAUACUAUGGCUAAUAAAGAAGACGGUGAUACCUUUGAUGAAAUGUACAUAAACCCAGAAGAUGGCAUGCCUAAUAUACACCCCAAUAUAGGAGAUUUAGAACAAGAAAAUGAUUUUCAAGAAGAAACAAACGAAUUCGAUGAUUUGCCGAAAUCAGUGAUCGUUACAAAUAUCCACACCAAUGUAUUUUCUGACGAAAAACUAAAAAAAGAGUUAGAAGAUCUUUUUCGUAAUUUUUCAGAAAAUAUUACAUUUCAAUGGCUUCGCAGUUUUAAAAGAUUGCGUGUUAACUAUGAUAGCCCGCUAGCAGCAGCGGGAGCGCGCCUCCAGCUCCACCAAUAUAAAUUUUAUAACUCUUGUAUAAAUUGUUAUUUCGCACAGCCGGUGACGCCGAUUUCAUUGAAAAAUUUAAAACCACCCGCUCCUGUAAAACAGUUCCUGAUUUCACCUCCGUCGAGCCCCCCAGUGGGGUGGGAGCCUCGUGAAGAAGGUGAGCCUAUAGUGAAUCCCGAUCUGUUGGCGGCUAUAGCAAGCCUGGCUCCUGGUGAGAGCCAUGAGCUCCAUGCACCAACACCCACUCAGCCAGCCAUCAUAGUGCACACAGCAUUCACAGCGGAACCCAACUCUGAAAACUGUUCAAGUCAACCUCUGCCACACACUCGUUGUCCAGACUAUUGAUGUUUUUUUAGGAAUAGGAUUUUUCAAUGUUAAUGCUUUUUAUUCCAUCAAUUAACAACAUGGUAAAUGGUUUUGCCAAAUAUACAUGUGUAUAUCUUUUUUGAAACAAGGUAUGAGAUUGUAAAGUUUUACUGCUAAUUGUAGAGCUUUUUUUUUCAAUAGCAUAAAGUUUAAAAAUUGUAUUGGUGCUAUUUUUUACAGUUUAACUUGUUGAUGAUUCUC
Molecule: messenger RNA, 1058 nt
Organism: Papilio xuthus (Asian swallowtail)
Lineage: Eukaryota; Metazoa; Arthropoda; Insecta; Lepidoptera; Papilionidae
Gene: sra
Product: RRM_RCAN_like domain containing protein Sra
Exons: 1
Coding region: 165-836 (223 amino acids)
Biological process (GO): calcium-mediated signaling
Cellular component (GO): cytoplasm; nucleus
Molecular function (GO): calcium-dependent protein serine/threonine phosphatase regulator activity; nucleic acid binding
Source: RefSeq, a predicted model, not a curated record